Molecule: messenger RNA, 942 nt
Organism: Didymodactylos carnosus
Lineage: Eukaryota; Metazoa; Rotifera; Eurotatoria; Philodinida; Philodinidae
Source: the annotation of a GenBank genome assembly
AUGAGUUUCACAUCACCCCGUUAUGUAAAAGUGACGUCUACGGAUCCUGUGCCGAAUUAUCUUAUUCAUCCAGAUCGCUUAGCUAAUGAACUGAUUCAAUGUAACUAUGAACAAAUCUAUUCACAGACUUCUCAAUCUUUUAAAGAUGAAGUACCUUGGAAUAAGUUUCUAAACGUCGUACAAUCAUUUAACGAUAGUGUACAGCAAUAUCAUGCUGUAGCCGAGCUAAAGCACAACGACACCUUACGCAAAGUAUGGCGAGAUGAACUGAAUACGCGUGGUGUUAUGGCUGUCUUUGCCGAAAAACACAUGAAGUAUCCAGACUAUACUAUUCUUGCCAUGCAGGUCAGACGAUUACAAUUAUAUCCAGCUACAGAUCAAAUUCGUACACAGACGAUCUUCAGUCCACCUAUCGAACAAGAUUGGCAAGUCAUCUGGGGUGGAACAAAUGCUUUAAUUAAUCACCAUUAUGAUUAUGAUAAUCAGCGUUAUGCCUACGAUUUGAUUAUUACACACAAUGGAUCUUCCUUCGAAGGAGAUCCUCAACAAAAUGAGAGCUACUAUGCCUAUUGCAAGCCGGUGGUUGCUCCUGCUAAUGGUAUAGUUGUUAAGGUAGUCAGUGAUAUUAAAGAUAACAAAGUCGUUGGCAAAAUGAAUGAAAAACAUCCUGCAGGCAAUUAUGUAGUCAUCAGACAUGCCGAUAAAGAAUACAGUAUGCUCGGACAUUUUCGUAAGUCAUCGAUUACCGUCAAAGUAGAUGAUCAAGUACAGCGAGGACAAAAGCUUGGAGCAUGUGGUAACUCCGGUAACUCUAGUGAGCCUCAUAUUCAUUUUCAAGUUAUGGAUGAAGCAGACUGGUCGCGCUCUACUUCCCUGCCUGUACGUUUUGCCAGUGACAUAUCACCUGUACAGGGCGAAGUCAUGCCUGGUUCAUUAUUAUAG